AUGCUCGGCCAGGGCCCGGUGUCCGCCUGGACCGACUGCAGCUCUUCGGCAGAGCCUCCGGCGGUGGCCGGGACCGAGGGUGGCGGAGGCGGAUCAGCUGGACAUUCUUAUUACCAGAAUUCCAGAGAUGGAAUCAAAGAUGGACACAAAAUGAACUCACACAUAGCCAAGCUCCAAGAGUUAUGGAAAACUCCUCAAAUUCAAACAAUUCACAUCCCUAAAUCAAUGACAGAUGUGUCCUUUGUAAAGCAUCCAGACCUCACCAUAGGCCAGAAGCAUUAUCUGUGCAGCACUGAUAAGAUCUGUAAUGUGAACUAUCUGAGGGUGUUAAUGAAGAGGCAGUACAUGCAUAUGAUCCAGCACAACUCUCACAAGCCAGGCGUCCUCACUCAUCACAGGAGCCACCUCAGUUCUCAUCACUCCCAGAAGCAGCAUUACCCCUGCACUACGUGGCGACACCAACUGGAGAGAGGGGACUCAGUGCCUUCCAACAUCGCAGCGGCAUCUGCACCUGAAAUGAUCAUACAGCAUUCCCUUUGGCGACCCGUGAGAAACAAAGGAAGCUUAAAAACUGGAUAUGUGUCUAAAACAAGAUGUAAGUCGCUGAAGAUUUUUAGAAAACCAGGCAGACUGUUCAUGCAAUCAGUUUCUACAAAUGACUUUGAAUCAUACACCAAUGAAGAAAUAAAGGAAGAUUUACUAAGUAAGUGUAUGCAAUCAAUGUCAAUUGAAGAACAGGGAGAACAUCUGAUGUUAACUUGA
Molecule: messenger RNA, 762 nt
Organism: Pipistrellus nathusii (Nathusius's pipistrelle)
Lineage: Eukaryota; Metazoa; Chordata; Mammalia; Chiroptera; Vespertilionidae
Source: the annotation of a GenBank genome assembly